Molecule: messenger RNA, 3429 nt
Organism: Pieris brassicae (large cabbage white)
Lineage: Eukaryota; Metazoa; Arthropoda; Insecta; Lepidoptera; Pieridae
Product: calpain-7-like
Exons: 12
Coding region: 107-2488 (793 amino acids)
Biological process (GO): proteolysis
Molecular function (GO): calcium-dependent cysteine-type endopeptidase activity
Source: RefSeq, a predicted model, not a curated record
GUACAGAGUAUAAUUUAUAUUAGUAAAGUAAAAAGUUAUAAAUCUUUGAGCCUCUUAAACACUUGAUUUUUCUGUAAUGUUUGUUUUCUGUUCAAUGUAAGAGAAGAUGGGUGAUCUGGAAAAUGCAACUGAGGCUGCAUCUCUUGCUGUUAAAUUUGAUCAAGCUAGUCAGCCUGAUAAAGCAGUAGAAUGUUAUCGAACCGCUGCGAGGAUGCUAGACCGAAUUUGUGCUCAAUUGGCACCUUCACAACAAUCCGAUAUUCGGACUAAAGUUAAAGAGUAUCUGGAAAGAGCUACAUUCUUACAAGAACAGAAAAAUAAAGCACAACAAGCAGAAAGUGUUCGUGAUUUAGAAAAAUGCUACUUUUUAAUGCAGCAAGCCCUCGAUGCUGAUGAAGCUAAUUUAAAAGAUCUGGCAUUGCAAUUGUACAUGCAAGCUGUGGAAUUAGCUGUCUCAGUCAAAACAAGUGAUCCUGAUAUUAAUAUCAAAAUCAAGGGAUUUGCAAAACAAGCCUUGGAUAGAGCUGAAGAAAUUAAAGGGAUUAAAAAAUUUACUUUAUCCAUUAAUGAAACCAAAAGACCAGUUGUAUCCCCAAACAAAGCUCAACUGCAAAGAGAACAGAGUGUGCACCUUAAAGUCAGUGGAAAGCAAAUUUACACUGAGGAGGAAAAAGAAGUAUUACGUCAAACAUCUAAUAUAAAUAACAAUUGCUUUCUACCAUUUAUGGAUGUUGAUUUAUCAGAAAGGUUCCAAUAUGCAAUACCCUUUGAAGAUCGUGCAAGUGAAUUGAGGUUAUCCUCAAAGCAGGCAAAAGAAUUUGACUCUUGGGUUCGGCCCCAUGAAGUUUCUAGUGAUCCAAAGUUGAUAGUGGGUGAUCAUGUCGACUGUUUUAGUAUUAAGCAAACUAUCGUUUCGGACUGUUCAUUUGUGGCGUCGUUAGCAGUAAGUGCACUUUAUGAAAAGAGAUUUAAAAAGAAAAUUAUAACAUCUAUAAUUUACCCAAAGAAUAAAAACAAAGUACCAGUCUAUAAUCCAUUUGGAAAAUACAUGGUUAAGUUGCAUCUGAAUGGUGUGCGAAGAAAGAUAAUUAUAGAUGAUCGUCUCCCCUACAGUAAAUAUGGAAGAAUCCUAUGUUCAUACUCAAGUAAUAAGAAUGAAUUUUGGGUAUCAAUGCUUGAGAAAGCUUAUAUGAAAGUUAUGGGCGGGUAUGAUUUUCCUGGGUCAAAUAGUAAUAUAGACCUCCAUGCCUUAACCGGCUGGAUACCCGAACGGUGUGCUAUACGCAACAGUGAGGCAGAUUUCAACGCUGAGGGGCUGUAUGAAAAACUGCGCACGCGUCUGGAGUGCGGUGACGUGCUGGUGACAGUCGCGACCGGAUCACUUGACGACGUGGAAGCGGAACGCACAGGUCUAGUUGCUACACACGCGUACGCAGUACUGGACGUAAGAUUUGUUAAUGGUGUCAAGCUCUUAAAACUAAAAAAUCCCUGGUCACAUCUUCGGUGGAGAGGCAACUAUAGUGAGCUGGAUACAGCCCACUGGACAUUAAGUCUUAAGGCCCAAUUGAACUAUGACCCAGACAGUGCAGCUCAGUACGACAAUGGCGUGUUUUGGAUAGACUAUGCUAGUAUACUAAAGUUUUUUGAUGUCUUUUACUUGAAUUGGAACCCAGAGCUGUUUCAAUACACAUAUUGUAUACAUCAGAAAUGGGAUGCGGGCAAUGGUCCCGUUAGGGACGCAUACAAUGUAGGGGAGAAUCCACAAUUUUCUCUCCACGUACAAGGUCGUGGCGCGGUAUGGCUGCUCCUAACACGACAUAUCACCCAAAUCGAAGACUUUAGUAACAAUAAGGAGUAUAUCACACUACUCGUGUAUAAAAAUGGACAGCGGGUGUACUAUCCAUACGACCCUCCGCCCUACAUUGACGGUAUACGUAUCAACAGCCCUCACUACCUUUGCAAGAUAAUAACCACAGACACAAAUACGGAUAGAUUCACACUAGUCGUAUCUCAGUAUGAGAAAACGCGUACAAUCUUUUAUACGCUACGAGCGUACGCGACCUGUCCAUUCACGAUGAGCAAGAUUGAACCUUAUCCAUAUAAGAAAACGAUAAGGGGAGAAUGGUCCGGUCGCACUGCCGGUGGUUGCGAAAACCACCCAAGCACAUACCCAAAUAACCCCAAAUUCAUAGUAACAAUACCGGAGUCACGGGUGCCUUGCAAUCUCGUAGCGGAACUGAAGGGUCCUAAGCAGUAUCAAAUGGGGGUGGAUGCUCGAGUGGAGUCAUUGGACGAUCCCAGUGUAACGGCUCCGUUUUUAAAAGAGUCUUCAGGGGCAUUUAGGUCCGGUUUCGUAGUUCUGCAGCUUCGUAAUCUCCCCGCUGGUCGGUAUAUCCUAACUACAUCGACUUUCUAUCCUGGAGAGGAAGGCCCUUUUUUCCUUGAGCUCAAGUCCACGUGCGAGGUUUCCUGCGAACAUCGACACUAGCAGGGCUACAGGAAAGAAAAUCUUUGCCUUUUGAGGGGAUUUCAUAAUUCAGAAAUCUCUUGACAAUAUCGAGGGAAGAAGUUUCCUCCUUGACAUAGAAGAAGAACCUCCUGAACAACUGAAAAUAAUAGAAAAUGCACUUUAACAGAUUUGAAUAUCUAAUGAUCACAUUUGUAUUAUUAUUGUAUUUUAAAAACACCUUGUAAUAUGUCGCUAUAACAAUAAAGAGAAAAGAAAAAAAAAAUACUUCAAAUUUCAUUACUGCAAAAAAAUUGGUACGAUUCAGAGUCGAGACGGGAGUCAUCACAUGACAAUGUUUUAGAUUUUCUACAUCCGCAAGUCUGUACGCUCUUGAUUUUUAAAAUUUUCUGUGAAUUAAGACGAGUUCAAUAAUUAUUGCGUCAUCAGAACGUAUCUCUUUCAUUGCUGAGUACGUGUUUCUGGUAUUGAUGUAAUAGACUGUUACAUGGUACGAAAACUUCUUUUAACUUCUUAAUAUUGGAAUCAUUGUUCUUAAGGGAUGAGGCUGGUGGUGUUAAAAAUCGGUGUUCGAUUAUCUUCGUGAUUGUAUUAUGCGCUUAAAAUGAUUUGAUUUUAUUAGCUUAAUGACACCUAUUUGAUUGAAUCUCUUUGGUGUAUUUUACAGUAUUUUAUUUAUUUAUACGCACAUAGCAGAUAUUUGACAUUUAUAAUUACUAAUUGGUGCUACAUUUCUUCCUUGCAUUAGAGGCUUCGUGGUGAAUUUUAAACAACUUACAUUAUACAAAAAAACAGAUUAAAAUUAGAUUUACAGAAAUUGAUAUAAGUUGUUUGAGAUUAGGCGAAAUUGCACUGUGAUACUGUUUAGAUAUAAAGUAUAGAUUCUCUAAUAAAUGUAAGAUUAUAAUCAACUAUUGUAGCAGAAUUCUAUUUUAUGAAGAAAAUAAAUAUUGUUAAAAAUG